Staurois parvus is the source of this 432-nucleotide messenger RNA. The record is from the annotation of a GenBank genome assembly. Lineage: Eukaryota; Metazoa; Chordata; Amphibia; Anura; Ranidae.
GACACGGUUGACAUUUUGGUUGGAUGGCAUAUAGAUCACACGCAAAAACCUUCCCUCACACAACAGGUGUCUGGAUGGUUACAGAGUCUAGAACCAUUUUGGGUUGCAGAUCUGGCAUUUUCCACAACUCUACUGGGACAGUUUUUGGAAGACAUGGAAGCCUAUGCCGAGGAUCUUGGCAAUGUAGCUUCUGGUGAAUCCGUGGAUGAAGACAUUCCUCCUCCAUCAGUUUCAUUACCUAAGCUUGCUGCCCUUCUCAGAGUGUUUAGUACUGUGGUACGAAGUAUUGGGGAGCGAUUUAGUCCAAUUCGAGGACCUCCCAUUACUGAAGCAUAUGUCACUGAUAUACUAUAUCGUGUAAUGAGGUGUGUAACAGCAGCCAAUCAGGUAUUUUCUUCAGAGGCUGUACUGACAGCUGCCAAUGAAUGUGUG